Habropoda laboriosa is the source of this 999-nucleotide messenger RNA. Its product is annotated as protein charybde-like. The transcript is spliced from 4 exons. Bases 278 to 757 code for a protein of 159 amino acids. Gene Ontology annotation, cellular component: cytoplasm. Gene Ontology annotation, biological process: negative regulation of signal transduction; apoptotic process; regulation of TOR signaling. The record is from RefSeq and is a predicted model, not a curated record. Lineage: Eukaryota; Metazoa; Arthropoda; Insecta; Hymenoptera; Apidae.
AAGUGUGGUGUGUGUGGUGCUGUUUCUAACGAUUCAGUGUUACAGCUGGGAGUGAAAGUCGAAGAGAAAGGACUGUUGCUGUUCGUGUUUACGCUAUUGAAAAGAGUGAUUUUGCUGGAUUUAAGAGAUUUAUUCGAUCAAGAUCAUAAUAUAGAAGAUAUCUCUAAAAAAUAUAUCGGGAAAGAAAUAGUUCGGCGGGUGUUGUAUUUCAAGAAGGUCGUUGUGACAUUAGACGUGUCGUGCCUUUGUGCGUGCGUACGUGUAACGUCUUUCGAAUAUGGAGGUUUUACCAUGCCCUGUGAAUGUGGACUUUAGCAAUACAAGAGCUGGAACUGUGGCCGAAGAAUUUGACGGAGCUUGUCAAGCUCUAGCGAAACGACUGGAAGUUGAAUUGAGAAGGGCGAAGCACGCUCAAUUAGCGUGCGAGGAAGUUUUGCUACCUGCCGAUCUGUUGCCUAGAAUAGCAAAAAAUGUUCUUAGCAUGGCUGAGAAUGAACCAUGUGGUCUCAGAGGUUGCACCCUGUUCAUUAGCUUUGAAACAGACAGUGUGUGCCGAAAAUUAUCUAAAAUACAGUGCGAUCCAAACGCAGUAUCCACCUUUGAACUUUAUUUGACUUUGAAGCAAGAUCACACGUCUUGGCACAUCCUAUUACCUCAGUUCUUAAAAAAUCUUACACGAGGAGGUACCAUUAUGAUCAGUAGGGACUUCACUUUGGAAAAAAAGAAAUUGUACAGAUCGUAUCAGCAAACGCAGUGAACAAUUUCAACGUCCGGCAGUUGUUGGUGAAUUUUCUCGGUAAACGCGAUUAUUCCAAGCUCUACUGAUUUUACACAGGCCCCUGACGCAAUAUGUUCUUUAUUACUUUUCACGCAAAAUAAGCAGAUCGAUUUUUUCGAUGCGCGCGUAUAUUUCGCUUCGAUUAUUCAGCUCAACAUUGUUCAACGAUAUGGAACGGAAGUAUAGGAUGAUAAAAGGAAGAGAAAUGAGAAUUGAACGGA